AGAAGUACUUUUUACUUUUAAUUAAUCAUGGUAAUAUCAGAUGUAUUAAAUUACAUAAUUAUACCAAAUCCAUUUAGUGCAAGCGUUGGUUCAAUUGUCAAAGCAGCCGGAUCAGCUGCAGCUGGUUAUUGCAGGCUUGAUUCGAAACUUGGAUUAGAAAUGAUUCCUCCAGAACCUCUUUGGAAACUUGCUGCAUGUUGUGGACCUUAUAUUCGUCUUGCGGGACUCUUCGGAGCCUCUGCUGUCAUUAUUGGUGCCUAUGGAAGCCACAAAAAAUUCAAGAAUCCAGAGCUGAAACUGAUUUUUGAGACAGCAAAUAAAUAUCAUAUGUAUCAUUCAUUAGCAAUAUUUGGUCUUGUUUUUUCAAAAGUCCCUAGAUUGACAGCAGCUUUCUGGAUUGGAGGAUCAAUAAUGUUUUGUGGAAGUUGCUAUUAUUAUGCAUUUAAUGACGACAAACAAUUCUCACGCGUGACACCAUUUGGAGGUAUGUGUUUUAUUGCCGGUUGGCUGACACUAUGCUUAUAAAGAAAACUAUCCAGUGCGAACUUCAAGGAUCUUCAAAGGGAAAAAUGUAGUCUUUUUUACAUUAGAAAAAGUAUCCGUGUCUGCCCUGAAAAAAUUGGAGAUUUUAUUCUUUAUAGGUCCAUAAAAUUUUAUCGAUACAACACUCGAUUACAUUGUAGAAUAAUUGAUCUUUUUUCGCUGACUCUAUUAAAUUUAUGUGUAUGUCUUUAUUCAUUAAUGAUAAUCAAAAAAAUUUGCAUUCUAUAAAAAAUUUGGAACUAUCUAUAUGAUACUGUAAUACCGCCGUAUGCCUCUUGUCGCCACCGUUUUACGUGACUGACCUACCCCUAUGCGGCAGCUGUGUUCGAUGGUCGUCUCGGCUCAGUUCCGUCUCACUUACGGCUCACUUAUGGCGCUAGCGACGUACGGUUGUUUGAAGAACUACAAAGGCACAAAAUCUCAAUACAGGUGCCUAUCUAUAUCAUUACUGUAUCAAUGCCCCCAUAAAUAUUGUUGAUUGACGAAAUGACGAUUGUUGUUGUUGUUCGUUGUCGUUUCAAAAUUUAUUAUUAUUUAUUAAAACUUUAAUUUUGUAAUAACAA
This is a messenger RNA of Aphidius gifuensis, 1106 nucleotides long. RefSeq names its product transmembrane protein 256-like. The transcript has 5 exons. Lineage: Eukaryota; Metazoa; Arthropoda; Insecta; Hymenoptera; Braconidae. The record is from RefSeq and is a predicted model, not a curated record. Bases 28 to 525 code for a protein of 165 amino acids.